AUGUCUGGUCGUUCGGAUUGCAGGAAAUUUGCACCAAAUAUCUUUAAUAAGAGCAAGUGCACCAAUUGCUUCCGACAGAAGGAGGAGCACAGUGCCGAGGCAUUGGAAUCUAAUCGGUCAGGAAUCCAGGAAGUUGUUGUUAAUCGAUCUCUAACCAUAUCAGAUGCACCGGAACAAGAGGUCGUCCGAGCCUGUAUGUAUAUCGUAAGUGAAACAUAUGAAUCGAAUGUUGUUUGUCCUGUCGAGGAAGACAUUCCACGGUCUCAGGAGCAAACGGUAAUUGAUAGAAGGUCACGCAGCGCCGUUAGAUGCGCCUGCGCAUCUCGUCCUAUAGAGGCAUCGGCGUCCGGCUCCUCUUAA
This is a messenger RNA of Danaus chrysippus (African queen), 360 nucleotides long. Lineage: Eukaryota; Metazoa; Arthropoda; Insecta; Lepidoptera; Nymphalidae. The record is from the annotation of a GenBank genome assembly.